AUGGCUGAGAUUAGUAAAGAAAAUGAAGAUAAUUUUAUUUUUAAAAUGAAAGUAUUAUAUAAUCAAAUGAUUCACAUACCAUCAAUGUUCAGUACAUUAAAAACAGAGUUUCCUCUUUUUUUUGAAACUGAUACUACAAAUAUAAUUCAUUUACCAAUGACAUUACAGAGCAAAAUUAUUCAAAAGUGA
Messenger RNA from Dictyostelium discoideum AX4, 189 nucleotides. RefSeq lists its product as hypothetical. The transcript has a single exon. Bases 1 to 189 code for a protein of 62 amino acids. The record is from RefSeq and is a predicted model, not a curated record. Lineage: Eukaryota; Evosea; Eumycetozoa; Dictyosteliales; Dictyosteliaceae.